Drosophila albomicans is the source of this 4986-nucleotide messenger RNA. RefSeq names its product probable multidrug resistance-associated protein lethal(2)03659. Lineage: Eukaryota; Metazoa; Arthropoda; Insecta; Diptera; Drosophilidae. Gene Ontology annotation, biological process: transmembrane transport. The coding region runs from base 1 to 3969 and encodes 1322 amino acids. Gene Ontology annotation, cellular component: membrane. The record is from RefSeq and is a predicted model, not a curated record. The transcript has 6 exons. Gene Ontology annotation, molecular function: ATP hydrolysis activity; ATP binding; ABC-type transporter activity.
AUGUUCACAACCAAGGAGCUAAAACCAAAUCCAGUGCUAAAAGCGAAUUUCUUUUCCAAAUGGUUCUUUAUCUGGUCACGUGAGAUUCUCAGAAAAGGCUACGGCAGCAAAAACGUGAAACCAACGGAUUUAUACGAACAUGUGCCCAGCCUGGACAGCAGAAAUGUAUCGCACUCACUGCUGGAGUAUUGGGAGCGGGAGCUGAAGCGCUCCCAACCGAGUGUGUUGCACAUGAUCUUCAAGGCUUAUGGUGCGAGUUUUGUGCCCAUCUGCAUACUCUACUCCUUGCUGGAGAUCCUUUUGCACACGUUGCAACCGCUGCUGCUGGGCAGAUUGGUGUCCUUCUUUUCGGAAAGCAAUGAGGAUAUAUCCAAGGAAUCGGCAUAUCUGUACGCCAUGGGCGUGGUCUUGUGCUCGCUUGUCAACGCUCUAACUUAUCAUCCCUUCAUGUUCUAUAUGUUUAAGCUGGGCGCUCGUGUCCGCUUGGCGUGUGCUGGCCUCGUGUAUCGAAAGUGUUUGCGUGUAUCGAUCGCUGCCGAUAACAGCGGCAUAAGUGGUUAUGCCAUUGCCAUCAUGGCCACAGAUCUGCCGCAGUUCAACGAGACAUUCUACUUCUUUCACGAACUAUGGAAGGGUCCCUUCGAAGGCCUGAUCUUUGGUUACAUCAUUUACGAAGUGAUCGGUUGGCCAGCACUCGUCGGUAUUGGUGCCAUCAUUGUCUUUAUACCGCUCCAGGUGUGGGCUUCCAAGGCGGCUGCGCGUUUCAAGUACCUCUCGGCGGAAUAUGGCGAUGUGCGGGUCAAGCUGAUGAACGAGAUCAUUACGGCCAUGCAGGUGAUCAAGAUGUAUGCCUGGGAGACGUCCUUCGCCAAGCUGAUUGCACGUGUGCGCAAGAAAGAGAUGGGCGCCAUUCGUGGCACAAUGUAUCUGUAUGCGGCGCUGCAGUGCACCGAUAUGAUCUCGAAGCUCUCGCUGUUCCUGUGCCUCAUCAGCUAUGUGUACACUGGCGACAUUGUGACCGCCCAGAAGGUGUUCAUUGUGUCCAGCUACUACGAUCACCUCAAUCAAUCGCUGCUGCAUCUCUGGCCACUCGCCAUGAACUCGUGGGCCGAAACCUUUGUGGUGGCUCGUCGUGUUCUGCACUUUCUGCUGCAGCACGAGGAUCCCGCUGACGGUGGCGUUGCAAAUUUCAACGAUGUGGACGACGAUCUGCAGCAUGGCAACUACUUUGGACGCAUGCACAAUCCGCGCUCAAUGCGCAAGAGUGUGACGCUUUGCCGACUCACCGCUAGCUGGGAUCCCGCCAAACAGGAGAAGCUGCAGCGGCACAUCGAAGACGUUACCUUCGAGGUGGAGGAGCAGCAGUUCAUUGGCAUUGUGGGCACCGUGGGUGCCGGCAAAAGCACGCUGCUGGCCGCCUUGCUCGGCGAGCUGGACAUCAUCAGCGGCAGUGUUGAGUUGAAUGGCGUCAUCAGCUAUGCACCGCAAGAGCCUUGGCUGAAUCGUUGCAGUCUACGCGAGAAUAUUGUCUUCAUGGAACCGUUCGAUGAGCAGCGCUACAAGGAGGUGCUACGUGUGUGCAUGCUGGAAAAAGAUAUCGCUCUGCUGCCAUUGGGCGAUGCCACGCUAGUGGGCGAAACGGGUCUCAGUCUCAGUGGUGGACAGAAGGCACGCGUUAGCUUGGCACGCGCUGUUUACCGCAAGGCGGACAUCUAUUUGCUCGAUGAUCCGCUUUCGGCUGUGGACUCACAUGUGGGCAAUCAGCUGCUAGAACGUUGUCUCAAGGAGUUUCUGCGCGACAAGAUACGCAUUCUGGUGACGCAUCGUGUGGCUCUGCUGCAGCAUGCCGAUCACGUGGUGCUCAUGGAGGGCGGACGUGCCUCCAUUCAGGGUAGAUACGAAUCGCUUAAGCAGCUGAAACGCUUCCGCAUGUCGGUGGCCAAUGACAGCGAGGUGUCCAAGCUGCGUGCCAUGCGCACAGACAGCAUUCUCGAGGAGACGGAGCAACGCGAACCGCUUAGCCAACAGGAGAUGCAGUUGCAUCAGGACGAGUGCGCUGAGCUGUACAAGGAACAACAGGAGCAGGGAUCCGUUAAACUGGGCACAUAUAAGAAAUACUUUGCUGUGCUGGGUUUGCCGUCGGUGGUGCUCAUCAUUCUGGUGGUUUUCAUAAUAGCCCGCGGCUCCGAGGCUGCCAUGGAUAUUUUUCUCUCCAAAUGGGCUAACUGGGAGGAAGAGGAACCAGAUGAACACGGGACACCGAUUCAGCGUCAGAAGAUCAGAACACAAUUGGUCAUCGUGUAUUCGGUGCUGAUCAUCACCACAUUGUUGCUCUAUGUGCUGCGCACCUUUGGCUUCUUCAUGAUGUGUCUACGCAUCUCGUUGCACAUUCACAACUUUCUCUUCCAGGGUGUCAUACGAUCCAGCAUGCAGUUCUUUACCCUGGCCACCUCAGGGCGUAUACUUAAUCGAUUCUCCAGUGAUAUUCUGUCCAUUGACAUCACAUUGCCACAAUCGAUGAUGGACUCGUUCGAGUUCUUUGUCAAUGGCCUGGCUGUGCUCAUUGUGGUGAGCACUGCCAAUUAUUGGCUGCUCAUACCUGCGAUUCUCAUGAUCGGCUUGCUCUACUUUGCAAGAAGUCUUUACAUAGGCGCCAGUCGAAGCCUCAAGCGCAUCGAUAUCAUUUCUAGAAGUCCCAUUUACUCGUACACAAAUGCCACUUUUAGGGGUUUGCCUACGAUACGAGCGUUGAAUGCCACAAAGCGUCUGGAGCGCGACUUUCAUAAAUAUCAAAAUGAAAACACAUCCGCUGUCUACAUGUAUGUGACUGUGAAUCGUGCCUUUGCCUUCUGGACGGAUCUCAUCUGUGUGCUGUACAUUCUGCUGGUCACCUUCAGUUUUCUGAUUGUUGAUCGUGGCUACUUCAGCGGUGAUGUCGGUCUGGCCAUCACACAGUCCAUGUCGCUGGGCAUCAUCUGUCAGUGGGGUAUGCUGCAGACCGUCGAGCUGGAGAAUCAAAUGACCAGUGUGGAGCGUGUGCUGGAGUACGUGCAACUGCCACCAGAGCCAUCCUACGAGACGGAUGCAAGUGUCAAUUUGCCAGCAGAUUGGCCCAAUGCAGGGCAGCUGCACUUUCAGGAUCUGCGAUUGCGCUACAGUGAGCACACGUCGCACUAUGUGCUAAAUGGUCUCAAUUUCACCAUCAAACCGAAGGAGAAAAUCGGCAUUGUUGGACGCACUGGCGCUGGCAAAUCAUCGAUUGUGCAGGCGCUCUUUCGCCUUGCUCUGAAUGAAGGACUCAUCGAGGUGGAUGGCUACGAUAUCUCUAAGUUGGGCUUACACGAUCUGCGUAGCCGCAUCUCGAUUAUACCGCAGGAUCCGGUCCUGUUCUCGGGCACGUUGCGCUACAAUCUCGAUCCGUUUGAGAAUCAAUCGGAUGAAGAGCUAUGGCAGGCGUUGGACUCUGUGAAAAUGAAGUCAUUUGUGGCCGCACUCAAUGGCGGGCUCAGCUAUCGACUGCACGAUGCCGGUGGCAACUUUAGCAUGGGCCAGCGACAACUGAUAUGCCUGGCGCGUGCCAUUUUGCGGCACAGCAAAAUACUCAUCAUGGAUGAGGCGACAGCCAACGUAGAUCCCGACACUGAUCAACUGAUUCAGGAGGCCAUUCACACGCGAUUCGCUAACUGCACUGUGCUGACCAUAGCACAUCGAUUGCAUACGGUUAUGGACUCGGAUCGUGUGAUGGUCAUCGAUACGGGACGUGUCGUCGAGCUCGGACAUCCCUACGAGCUGCUGCAGCAGCGCAAUGGCCAUCUAUAUCGCUUCGUGAAGAACACUGGAGCGGGUAGCGCCAAGCAUCUCAAUUAUGUGGCCGAACAGAGUUAUUAUAAGCGUGUGACAAAGAGGAGAUUACCGGAUCAGGAUGGAUCGGAUCAGCGGGAGAACAUUUGCAGGGGCACCACUCUAUAAAAGACUGUAGUUUGAUUUUGUUUUUCGUUUUUUUGUUUUUUUUUAUGUAAGUUAUGGUAAUAUAGUUUUUAUUAUAGUGAACUGAUUUUUAAAUAUAAAUCUAUAUUUGUAUAUGUAUAUAUGCACUUUAUAUGUAUAAUAUACGAAGUUCUUGUAGCGUUUCCAACAGGUUUUUGUUUUCAUUUUCUCUUUACUUUGACUGCUUUCAUAGCCGUUCUUAAGUUUGAAAAAAAAGCAUUUCAUUUGUUAGUAAUUUUUUUUUUUGAUUUUUUCUUUUUUGUUGAAUGCAAUGUUUUUACCUAAUGGUUAACUUGCGAGCUAUAAGUAAUCCUGGCUACUGUUUUGGUUUAACUUUUGUUUUUGUCAUACUAUAACUACGCUCAACUUCUAGUUGUUCAUUUUGUUGUUGCUAGUUGUUGUAAGUACUUAGUUACAUGAGUCACAUGAGAAAUCUUUAGAUUAAUGCCUUCUAUCGAUGCUUACAGAAUUAAUUAUUUGUUCUUGUUGUUCUCUAAUUUUGCGAUAAUGUAUUUUGUAACUAUUUUCAUAUAUUCAUAGAUUUCAUUAGAUUAGAUUUUCGAAGUUUUUGUUUUACUUGGUAUAUGUAUAAAAUUGGUUUGGUAGAGUGUAAAUGAAUUUAUCGCAUAGAUUUCCACUAGACUUUCAUACAAGUGUAUAUAAUCAUCAUUAGUUUUGUAUGUAGUUUUGUUUUGUAUGUCGUGUAUAUAAAUAUUAAAGUAAAUAAAGCAUAUAUUGAUGUAUAUAAUUUGUUUAAAAUAUGUUUCUUAUGAUUUCUGCUUAUUUAAAAGUCGCUUAAUUAAAGUCUGCCUUCAACAUUUGUUUUUUUGUUUUAGUUUUUGUUUUUAUUUUGAUGUAAAUAGAAAAAUCAGUGUUUGGAGAAUGUUCAUAAAUCUUAAAUAUGUAUAUGUAUAAUAUAUAUAGAUCUAUUUAAUUUAAUUCUUAGCGUUUGUGCUUAAAUUACGUGUUGUCACAAAAACAAAGUUAAACUUUGAAAUC